Messenger RNA from Lingula anatina, 4973 nucleotides. RefSeq lists its product as uncharacterized. Gene Ontology annotation, cellular component: extracellular region. The record is from RefSeq and is a predicted model, not a curated record. NCBI's taxonomy places the organism in Eukaryota, Metazoa, Brachiopoda, Lingulata, Lingulida, Lingulidae.
AUGAUUUUAUCACAAGCCGAAAGCCGAUAUUUGAUCCCGGUUUCUUUGACAAGUGGGCACUUUAUCUACCUGACACAAAACUGUGUUUAAAUAUGCAACAGUAAAAGAGGCACAACUCGGAACACAAGAUGAAGCAGCUGUAUUUAUUACUCAUAGCAGUGUUGCCGCUGGCAGCAGCUAGCACCUUGUUCUUUGAAUCCCACAAGACCAGCUUACAUGAAGGACGCAAUCAGCCGUGUCCACCAGAAACCGAUGUGGGCUGUCCUUUGGGAACCACCUGCUGCCACCUGGUGACUGGGGAUGCUGUUUGUUGUCAAGGAGAAAAUGCGGUCUGUUGUCCGAAUUCCCUGCACUGUUGUCCAGCUGGUCAUAAGUGUGAUGAGGGUACAGGACUGUGUACCAGGGGAGACCCACACCUUACUGCAAUGUGGACUGAUAUGUUCUUUUUUAUCUGUAUGUUUAAUUUUGUGAAUGUGACUAUUUCAGGCUAUACUUGUCAGACGGGUUCUGGACAAUGUGUACGUGAGAAUGAAGCCAUUUCAUUGAUAACAGAUAAAGCUGUGCCUGUGGAUAACAAUGUAGGUUCAGUGGUAUGUCCAGAUGGGCGGUCUCAAUGUCCAGAUGGGAACACCUGCUGUAAACUAGCCAGUGGUCAAUAUGGCUGUUGUCCACAGCCAAAUGCUGUCUGUUGUAGUGAUGGAGUUCAUUGCUGUCCACAUGGCUAUACUUGUCAGACGGGUUCUGGACAAUGUGUACGUGAGAAUGAAGCCAUUUCAUUGAUAACAGAUAAAGCUGUGCCUGUGGAUAACAAUGUAGGUUCAGUGGUAUGUCCAGAUGGGCGGUCUCAAUGUCCAGAUGGGAACACCUGCUGUAAACUAGCCAGUGGUCAAUAUGGCUGUUGUCCACAGCCAAAUGCUGUCUGUUGUAGUGAUGGAGUUCAUUGCUGUCCACAUGGCUAUACUUGUCAGACGGGUUCUGGACAAUGUGUACGUGAGAAUGAAGCCAUUUCAUUGAUAACAGAUAAAGCUGUGCCUGUGGAUAACAAUGUAGGUUCAGUGGUAUGUCCAGAUGGGCGGUCUCAAUGUCCAGAUGGGAACACCUGCUGUAAACUAGCCAGUGGUCAAUAUGGCUGUUGUCCACAGCCAAAUGCUGUCUGUUGUAGUGAUGGAGUUCAUUGCUGUCCACAUGGCUAUACUUGUCAGACGGGUUCUGGACAAUGUGUACGUGAGAAUGAAGCCAUUUCAUUGAUAACAGAUAAAGCUGUGCCUGUGGAUAACAAUGUAGGUUCAGUGGUAUGUCCAGAUGGGCGGUCUCAAUGUCCAGAUGGGAACACCUGCUGUAAACUAGCCAGUGGUCAAUAUGGCUGUUGUCCACAGCCAAAUGCUGUCUGUUGUAGUGAUGGAGUUCAUUGCUGUCCACAUGGCUAUACUUGUCAGACGGGUUCUGGACAAUGUGUACGUGAGAAUGAAGCCAUUUCAUUGAUAACAGAUAAAGCUGUGCCUGUGGAUAACAAUGUAGGUUCAGUGGUAUGUCCAGAUGGGCGGUCUCAAUGUCCAGAUGGGAACACCUGCUGUAAACUAGCCAGUGGUCAAUAUGGCUGUUGUCCACAGCCAAAUGCUGUCUGUUGUAGUGAUGGAGUUCAUUGCUGUCCACAUGGCUAUACUUGUCAGACGGGUUCUGGACAAUGUGUACGUGAGAAUGAAGCCAUUUCAUUGAUAACAGAUAAAGCUGUGCCUGUGGAUAACAAUGUAGGUUCAGUGGUAUGUCCAGAUGGGCGGUCUCAAUGUCCAGAUGGGAACACCUGCUGUAAACUAGCCAGUGGUCAAUAUGGCUGUUGUCCACAGCCAAAUGCUGUCUGUUGUAGUGAUGGAGUUCAUUGCUGUCCACAUGGCUAUACUUGUCAGACGGGUUCUGGACAAUGUGUACGUGAGAAUGAAGCCAUUUCAUUGAUAACAGAUAAAGCUGUGCCUGUGGAUAACAAUGUAGGUUCAGUGGUAUGUCCAGAUGGGCGGUCUCAAUGUCCAGAUGGGAACACCUGCUGUAAACUAGCCAGUGGUCAAUAUGGCUGUUGUCCACAGCCAAAUGCUGUCUGUUGUAGUGAUGGAGUUCAUUGCUGUCCACAUGGCUAUACUUGUCAGACGGGUUCUGGACAAUGUGUACGUGAGAAUGAAGCCAUUUCAUUGAUAACAGAUAAAGCUGUGCCUGUGGAUAACAAUGUAGGUUCAGUGGUAUGUCCAGAUGGGCGGUCUCAAUGUCCAGAUGGGAACACCUGCUGUAAACUAGCCAGUGGUCAAUAUGGCUGUUGUCCACAGCCAAAUGCUGUCUGUUGUAGUGAUGGAGUUCAUUGCUGUCCACAUGGCUAUACUUGUCAGACGGGUUCUGGACAAUGUGUACGUGAGAAUGAAGCCAUUUCAUUGAUAACAGAUAAAGCUGUGCCUGUGGAUAACAAUGUAGGUUCAAUGGUAUGUCCAGAUGGGAACACCUGCUGUAAACUAGCCAGUGGUCAAUAUGGCUGCUGCCCAACACCACAUGCUGUCUGUUGUAGUGAUGGAGUUCAUUGCUGUCCAAAUGGAUACAAGUGUGAUGCCAGUUCAGGAAAAUGUGAGCGCCAAUACUCAGCCAUUCCAUGGCUAACGAAGACUACAGCCUUGUCAGUGGGAAAUGGUGGAAAUACAGUGCUAUGUCCAGACAGCCAGUCUCAGUGUCCAGAUGGUAACACCUGUUGUAAACUGGCCAGUGGUGAAUAUGGUUGUUGCCCAAUACCACAUGCCGUCUGCUGUAGAGAUGGUGUGCAUUGUUGUCCACAGGGACAAAUAUGUCAGGAACCCUCUGGGAAGUGUGUUACUCCAAAUUCUGAAACUCCCUUGCUUACUUCAGUUCCAGCCACAUUUGUCAGUCUGAAAUUACAGUCUGUCUUAUGUCCUGAUGGCAUAUCAGAAUGUCCAAAUGGGAACACCUGUUGUAAACUAGCCAGUGGUCAGUAUGGCUGCUGUCCACAGCCAAACGCUGUCUGUUGUAGUGAUGGAAUACAUUGCUGUCCACAUGGAACAAAGUGUGAUUUGACGGCUGGAACAUGCCAUAAUGGAGAGCAGAGAGUCUCCUGGUUUGUUAAGACAAUGGCAAGGCCAAAUGCACAGAAUGUUGGGUCAGUGAUGUGUCCAGAUGGUCAGUCCCAAUGCCCAAAUGGGAACACUUGCUGUAAACUGACCAGUGGCCAAUAUGGCUGCUGUCCAGUGCCAAAUGCCGCCUGUUGUAGUGAUGGGAUUCAUUGCUGUCCAAAUGGCUAUACUUGUCAGACAGGUUCUGGACAAUGUGUGCGUGAAAAUGCAGCCAUUUCAGUGAUAACAGAUAAAGCUGUGCUUGUGGAUAACAAUGUGGGGUCAGUGAUAUGUCCAGAUGGUCAGUCUCAAUGUCCAGAUGGAAACACCUGCUGUAAACUAGCCAGUGGUCAAUAUGGCUGUUGUCCACAGCCAAAUGCUGUCUGUUGUAGUGAUGGACUUCAUUGUUGUCCAAAUGGUUACACUUGUCAGACAAGUACUGGGGAAUGUGUUAAUGGGCCAGUGAUAUGUCCAGAUGGACAGUCUCAAUGUCCAAAUGGAAACACCUGCUGUAAACUAGCCAAUGGUCAAUAUGGCUGCUGCCCACAGCCAAAUGCUGUCUGCUGUAGUGAUGGGAAACAUUGCUGUCCACAUGGUUAUACUUGCCAGGUCAGUACUGGGGAUUGUGUUAGACAGAAUACAGCAAUGUCUGUUAUGAAAAGGUCACUUAAAAUUGCUCUCAAACCAUCUGGAAUGACCAAUAACAUCUGUCCAGAUGGUGGGAGCUGUCCUAACGACAACACCUGCUGUCUGCUAGCCACAGGCCGUUAUGGCUGCUGCCCUUUACCGGAGGCUGUCUGCUGCAGCGAUCAUAUCCACUGCUGUCCUGAGGGAUACACAUGCGACCUCAGAACAGGCACCUGCAGUUUUGGCAGUGACCGUAUGAGCUGGUUCACCAAAACUCCUGCAAUCGUAAUGGGAGAUAAUAUAAGUCCAAAUAAACUUCUUGGAUCUGUAAACCCCUCAAUAACGAAGGACAUUGUCUCCAAGGAUUUGGAUGGUGGAGUCACAGUUGGGAAGGCCUGUCCUGGAGGGACCCAGCAGUGUGACUCCUACCAGACAUGUUGUAAAAUGAUGGAUGGUCAGUAUGGCUGCUGUCCAGUCCCCAAUGCUGUCUGCUGUAGUGACCACCAGCAUUGCUGCCCAGAAGGCACCACCUGUGAUGUAAGCAGACAGCGUUGUCUCCGAGGAGCUGUCAGUAUCCCGUGGCUCCCUAAACUAGCUGCCAAGCCAAUCCAGCCAAGUCCAGUGGGUUCUGUGGUCUGUCCAGACGGAAGGUCAAUGUGUCCCAGUGGAAACACCUGCUGCAGGCAUGGUAGUGGCUAUGGCUGCUGUCCUAUGUCACAUGCCGUCUGCUGUAGUGAUGGCCGCCACUGCUGUCCAAGUGGAGAAAAAUGUGACCUUACACACGGACUUUGCACCAGACGUGGCAUCCUGCGCCUCUUGUUCCAUAAAACCCCAUCCAGUAUGACAAGUAUGUCUACAUCCAUGCUAGAGGUGGACCAUGACAGGCCUGUGCCAGUUCAGGACAGUGAGCCUGACAUAACCUGUGAUGACCAGUCUGUGUGUCCAUCUAGGAGCACCUGUUGCAAGCUGACCAGUGGUCAGUAUGGUUGCUGUCCGUUGCCUGAAGCAGUGUGUUGUAAAGAUGGCACUCACUGCUGUCCACAAGGGACUGAGUGUAAUACCAAAACUGAACAAUGUGGGGCCAAGGACAUCCAGUUCCCCUGGCUGAAGAAAAUGCCCGCCACACAGCCAGUACGUCGAAAAAAUAACAUUUGUCCAGGUGGCAAGUCAGAAUGCCCAGGUGGAGCCACUUGUUGUAAGCUGGCGUCUGGAAGCUAUGGGUGCUGGUCAUUGGCAGUAAAACUUUAA